AUGAUCUUCACCGCCUCUCUACUCCUCGCCGUGUCCUUCUCGGUUAACUGGCCGACCGCCGUUGUCUCCGUCCUCGUACGGACCUUUACCUCUGUCCUAGGACAGACCUUCGUCGCUGACCUCUCCUCUGUCCUUGCACAGACCGCCGUCCCCGCCUUCGGGUAUACCACUGCACCAUCCUUCGCCUUCGCGCGAGGCCAGCCCCUUCCCUCCAGGAACCUAACCAUGUCCCUCGACCCCUCAGCUUCUACCUCGCCCAUGGUUCUUUACACUAUGUUGCGUACUUUAGGGUCGACUGACAUCCACCAAUUCGCUUCGCUUAUGCGACCAUCGAUACCCUCGCUCUCCGCGGAGACCACAGACACCAUAAUAAUGCUUACGAAUGCCGCACUCUUCCCUCUAGCCUGUACUAUAGCCUACCUUCUCAGUAGACUCUACAUGCAGGCCAUGAAGGAACCACUCGCCGACCACAUUCCACCACUGAAGCCACCCCGGCGUACUCGCCGCCUACAAUGCCGCCUCCUCCGAUGCUCCAUCCCUUGGCAACAACCGACAGGGAAUGACCCGGGUUGGUGUUUUUUGACACUAGCCCCCAUACCCUUCCGGCCGUACCUCAUUGGGUUAGGACCUUACCCAUCACCGGUUAAAGUCUUGAACACCCUCCACCAGUUAGGAGCCCCACUACGCCCCGCACUCAUCACCCUCAACCGUGGCACCGCCCAUGUCAAGGACGGCUCCGGUCCCUAUACUACCAGGCGACUACUACGGUCAAGACGGAUAGGUACCAAACUUAAGAUUGGGCAACUCCACCACCCCGGCGACUGUGAACCAUUCGAGAUACCGAUACUGCUGUCUAGGAACAAGGACCAUCUCCACGCCCUAGUCGACACAGGGGCCACUGGGUAUGGAUUUAUCGAUGCCUCGUUUGCCCACUCCUGCGGCUACAGCACCGAGCAGCUUCCCACACCUAGGCAGUUACAGGUAAUCGACGGCCGACCUAUCGCUUCCGGAGCUAUCACUCAUUCCUGCAAGCUCCGCCUCGAAGUAGGCGCCCACAUGGAAGGGAUCUCCUUAUUUGUCACCCAACUAGGUGACGCUAAGGUAGUACUGGGUCUCCCCUGGCUCCAACACCACGCCGCUAAAAUUGAAUUCGCCAAUCGAUCUAUCUCCUUCCAUGCCGACCGAUGCCGACAACAUACCGCUGCCUUAUGGACCUCCACCCUCGCUUCCUCCCCGCUGACUGCCGCCGCCGCCACCCUGCCACCACCACCGAUACCUUCGAGAACUACCGCCACCGCCACUUUACCACCACCCCCGAUACCCCCAAGGCCUACCGCUCCUCGCCGUACCAUCGCUCUGUCGGCGGCCCGCUUCCGUAGGGAAGCACAACAGCCCGAAAACCACCUCUUCCUCCUGGCUGCUCAUCCCGCGGGUCCGAACCCAACGUCGUCCAACUCCACCGAAGAAUUGGUCCCUACCAUCUACCACCAGUACCUCCACCUGUUCCAAGAGUCAGAGGCCCAAGCGCUACCUAUCCAUCGGUAUAUCGAUCACGAGAUUCCGUUGCAAGAAGGCAAACAACCGCCAUUUGGCCCAUUAUACGGCAUGUCGUCAGAAGAGUUGAAGACCCUUCGGGAAUACCUUGAUGAUCGACUGGCUCGAGGUUACAUACGCUCCUCUUCCUCCCCCGCAGGAGCCCCCGUCCUAUUCAUCAAGAAAAAGGAUGGCUCCCUACGACUAUGUGUGGAUUAUCGCGCCCUCAAUGCCCUCACGGUCAAGAACCGCUACCUACUGCCGCUGAUCAACGAUACCCUGGAUUGA
This is a messenger RNA of Morchella sextelata, 1821 nucleotides long. RefSeq lists its product as uncharacterized. The record is from RefSeq and is a predicted model, not a curated record. The transcript has a single exon. Lineage: Eukaryota; Fungi; Ascomycota; Pezizomycetes; Pezizales; Morchellaceae. Bases 1 to 1821 code for a protein of 606 amino acids.